AAAUGGCUAAAGAGUGUCAUGUGUAUUUACUGGGGCUGAUCAUUCUCUGUCCACUUCCCACAGGUACCAAUGGAGCAGAAGACAUUGUGUUCUUCAGAUCUGGUGAAAAUGUCAAUCUGCCCUGUAAUAAUGCUCUUUCUGACUGCACAUCAACUACAUGGUACUAUAACAGAGAUUUAAACACAAUUGAACUGGUUGGUUUAGGGAAACUGAAGAACAACAUAGAGAGACGUGAGAGACUGAGUGUGGGCUCUGACUGCUCUCUGAACAUCAAGAACGCCACAAAAGAAGAUUAUGGAUCUUACAGCUGCCAACAAUAUGUGAAAGGAGAACAACAAGGAAUUGAUGCGCUUGUUUAUCUGACUGUUCUACAUGUCUCUUCAUCACUCUCUCAGGCUGAGAUGAGAGCAGGCAGAUCUGUGACUCUCAAAUGUGAACUGGAGUAUUCUGGAGUCUCUUGUGAUAGUUUGUUCCGUACUGAAGGAUAUCAGCUGGUGUGGGUGAAUCAGGCUGAAAGGAAUCUGGUGACAGACAACAGAUAUAAGAUAUUCUCCUCAAGUCCCUGUAUGAUCAGUCUGACUACAACACUCCUGAAUGAAGAUCACAACAGAGAGUGGAGAUGUCAGCUUACUCAGAACAAUCAACUGAAGACCUCAGCCUCCUUUACUGUCAAGUACUCAGAGAGCAGCUCACACGCCCAAACCACAGCAUCAGCACCAACACAACAAGGUAUUAUCAUGUUUUUAUCUUCCUAUUAGUUCCACAAAUUGAUCAUUGCAAAUGGGGUGGCGGUUGGCGGGUGAGGGGGAAUGGCCUGUGUAGUUUGGUUGUGGGUUGUGCGGUACCCAGCAAAACUGAAGGGGGGAGGGGGUGCUUGGGUUUAGGAGGGGGUUGUGCAGGCGACCGGCGAAAGUGGAGGGUCGGGGGGAGGUGGGUGUGGGUUCACUUGCCGUCGCAGGGGCCCUAAAUUGCCCGGGGCCUGUGCACUCUGCCCC
Danio rerio (zebrafish) is the source of this 995-nucleotide messenger RNA. The record is from RefSeq. NCBI's taxonomy places the organism in Eukaryota, Metazoa, Chordata, Actinopteri, Cypriniformes, Danionidae.